Tremella mesenterica DSM 1558 is the source of this 225-nucleotide messenger RNA. RefSeq lists its product as uncharacterized. Lineage: Eukaryota; Fungi; Basidiomycota; Tremellomycetes; Tremellales; Tremellaceae. Gene Ontology annotation, cellular component: endoplasmic reticulum membrane. The record is from RefSeq and is a predicted model, not a curated record. The coding region runs from base 1 to 225 and encodes 74 amino acids. Gene Ontology annotation, biological process: vacuolar proton-transporting V-type ATPase complex assembly. The transcript is spliced from 2 exons.
AUGAAUAUCUCCUUCUUACUCCUGCUGAUCGUACUUUUGGGUUUGGGUGUGUUGACAGAGUGGAAUAUGCACGUUUUGAUUUUACUGGCUGUGACCAUGGUGUUAUGGGUCUCUAUGGUCUGGUUCGUCAUCCAAGUCAUCGAGGUCCCUGCUAGACCAGAUAACAUGCCCAUCUAUCAAGAUACAGACUCGGUGCCUGUGACAGAAAACAAGAAAGACAGAUGA